UUUUUUCGUUUCAGUCGCUCUUAUCUGCGAGAAAAGAAGAGGAGGGGAGGAAAAAGGGGGCUUAAAGCACAGCCAUAAUUUGCGAUACAAUCGUCGUUUCGAGGAGACAUUUACUGGAGACGCGUUGGAAGCUAUCGAAAGGAAAAGGAGCCAUCUGAUCGAGUCGCCUCCAAUGAUCUCCGACCAGCGGAUGACGGGCUCGUCGUCCAGAAUGCGCGGCACUCGACGUGAUAUGGCGGCGUGUUAGAGAGAGAGAAAAAAACCCGGCGGCUGUGCUUUGUUGACAUUUCGUAUGCGGAAUCUCUCGGCGGAGAAUGAUUAAGAUAUCGGCGCUGAACGAGGAGUCGAGCGAGGAGAGCGAGGAGGAGGAUGUGCCUACCAUCACGAAGGAGGCGCAAGAACAAAUAGCGCUGACGGAAUACAAUAAAGCCUUGGACUUGUUGAAGAAGGAUAAGCAAGAAGAGGCGCUAGUUAUUUUUAAGGAUCUUUUGGAGACUGAAUUGCUAGAUGAGGUGGAGAAGCCCGAAGUGCCGGAUGGCAGGUCAAGACCAAUGUUGUCCUUGAAAUAUUCCUGCUUCAAGAAUGUCGGCGCUAUUCAAACGGCUUGUGGAAAUUACAAGGAUGCUGUGGAGAAUUAUUGGGAAGCCGCAAACUUGGAUGAUUCUGAUGUAAUGCUAUGGUAUAGGAUUGGCACGUUAGCCAUGAAGAUUUCUAAUUUAGAAUUAGCCUGUUCGUCCUUCAAGCAGGGCUUAAAGUGCAAUUCCAAUCACUGGCCAUGCUUGGAUAAUCUAAUAACUGCCUUAUAUGCCGUUCCUGAUUACAUGAACUGUCUGUUAUAUAUUUCUGUGGCUUUGGAGAUGGAUUCUAAUUAUGUGAAGGGUCUGGCAUUCCGCGAUAGGAUAUUUAAAGACAUUCCAUGCAUGGAAGAUUGUUAUAAAUUAUACAACAGCGAUUGGCAAUUGGAUCCACCUCUGGAUACCGAGUACGAUCAUGUAUUGGGUGACAAGUUAUUAGCAGAGGCGAGAGAGGUUUCUGUAAAGUGGGCAGAGGUUUGUAAAGCAGAGUUUAUGCCAAAACCGUUGCCAGAAUUGACUUUGAGAAUGCCUUUAACGAAUUACACAUGGUUGGCUCUCGGAGAGAGUCUACUAGACAUGCACAGGUAUGUCGCUGAGAAUGAUUUAAACUUUGUCAGUAGAAUUAUAUUAUCGGUUCGAAAGCCCGACGACAAGGGUGCAGCAGUGAGUAAAGAGUGCGAGAUUGAAGAAACUAGUGUUAUGGAAAUAGAUCGGCAGAAUGUGAAUGAUCCAACUCCGAAUGAGGAAAAUGACGUCGGCAAAUCUGUCAAGAUCGAAAGAUUGGAAGAUUGCGAGAUAUCGGACGACAAUCAGGCCUUCAACGCAGCCUCGGAUAUCGCGAUGGAGGUUGAAACAGAAGACGACAAAAAAUCUUGUUCGACCGACGUGCAAAUAAUCGAGGAUGAAGACCCACUGAGAAUGUCCGAUACGGACGGUUUGCAAUGUGAGGAGCAGAGCGAAACGAAAAACGUGGAUUCGGAGGAGCAGAUGCAUUCCGAAACGGACGUGAAUAUUGAUAAGUUGGAGAGCGACAAAGUCACAGACGAUGUCUACAGCACGGAUAAUGGGGCACCCAAUGAAAAAUCUAGCGACAAGGAGAGCGAUAAAUCGAGCGACGAUAAGGUUUCUGAGAAGGGCGCCGAGAAAGCGAGCGACGCGAUGCACAAGGCAGACGAUAAAACUCACUCUGAGAAAACUGACGGGAAGGAAGAGGGACAGAAGGUGAAGAAAAGGCGCAGAAGCGCGCUGUGCUUUCUGCAACAAUGGGCCUGGAGUUGCAGCAGCAUGAGACGAUCCGCGAGAGUCAGAGGCUCAAACAGACGGGAAGCAGAGAGAGACGAUGUCCAAUUGGAAGAAACACUUAGAAGAUUGUUCCCUAGUACUCUGUUACCCGAUAGAGUAAGAUUGACUAAAGAUGAUGUCACUAAAAACCUCGACGAAUCUAUGGACACGAUGGAUAUGUACCAAUUAUUCACGAAUCAAGAGAAUAAUACUAAUGUGGAAAUCCUCAAGAGUUCGGAAAGUUCUAAAUCACCAAGCCCCGAUUCAAGUCAACAGCAAUACUUUGGGACAGAGGCAGAAAAUGCUGAUGUGGACGCAUUUAUAAAUCAGCAUAGCAGUAAAAGUAAUUUGAUGAUAAUUAUCGCGAAAUUUACGGAAUUUCUGUGUGCCAAAUGGAAUCAGAUGUGGCCGAAAGGAAUGUCGGACAUUUAUUUACAAGCAUAUGUCUUUAUGAGGCAACAUAUUCCACAUUUGUCACCAUUCGAUGAAGAUGUCGAUGAUAAGAUUCUAAAGCUAGAUACUGAAAUGACACUACUAUUUGGGGAACUUCAUACAGAUAGAUGGCUGGAAAAUAAACCAGACACUUUGCCAAACCCAACAUUAGAUAAACUUGGAACUGGGAUGCCAGCAGAAGAAUUAGGACACAUAAUAUUUACAAGCGUUAGACAGGAUCUCUCAAAUGACGAAAACUUAAGUAUAUUAUUAAGAAUUCUAUGGCUUAAAGCUAGCAUCUUUCUAUGUCAAGGUGAUAUCGACAUAGUCAUAGAGACGCUAGAAUUGUUGUUGAAUCAUCUGCAAAAAAUGGAAAGUAAAAACUCAAGUCUAUGUAUUAAGCUUUUAAAUUGUAAAAAUAAUUCUCAAAUCAGUGCCAAACUUGUAAAGAGAAAGCUCACAUCAAUUCAGAGGGGUCAAAAAUUAGGCGAAAUUCAACACUUGUAUGAUGAAAAGAAAUAUGCGGAAUUAUCUUGUAUACUGCAGGAUACUUUCAAAUUUGCCAAACAGAGGCACAAAUUGUUGAUAACCAAUGAAAACAUUGUCGACAGAGUUCGGCAAUUAACCAUGUUACUCGAUAGCUUAUGGCAACUUCAGCAAUAUGAGGAAUGUUAUGUCUGGGCAGAAGCUUGUCUCAACGAAUCGUGGCAAAAUUACUUGAGUUCCUCUGAUGAAGCUGAACAAAAGAAAUGGACAAGUUCUAUUGUAAUGGCACUUGAAAAAUUGGAAGCUUGCACGAUCGAAGUUAGUGUAUUCAUUGUGAAAUAUCUGCCGGAGUCUCGUCUGACGAGAUUGGUGCAGAAUUUAGUUCACAUCGUCUGUCAUCAAUUGGACGUACCAGAGAAUGCUGUUGAAAUGCCAUUGGAGACUGUUCUACCCUGGAUCCUGUUACAUUAUAUUCUGCAAUACGAGGAAGAUAAGGAGAGAGCAAAGGUCGAGUCGCCUUAUAAGAAUAAAUUGCACAGCUCUCAUCAUUCGGAAUCAGAUGACGAGGACGAUGGUAUCCCGCCAUCCAUCAUGAUUCUGUUCACCGCCCACGAAUUUAUCGGCAGACACUCUUGGUGUUGCUUCAACGAGGCAAAACUCUUAUUCUUCAUCAUGAAUCAUAUCAUACCGCAGCUCGAAACUCCCUUGUAUGCUUCCAUAAAGAACAGACUCACAAAGUAUCUGGAACAAAUAUUCUUCUGUUUGUACGGCCAUCCGAACAGGGUCAACAAGAUACGUCCAAAGUAUCUACAGGAUCACAUGGUGCCGCAGAUGGAAUUAACCUGGGAAGGAGCGCAAUUGCUAUUCGAUUUUUACAAACCGAAGCAGCUACCCAAUUUUCAAUCUCCCCGUCUACUCUCCAUCAGCAUGGACACGGAGAUACUGUUUAAGAGAAUAAUCAGAUUAAUUCCGCGGGAGAGCGACCCAAAUCAAAUAGUAGACGAGAUGACGGCAUACAUAAUCGGCGCACGGGAUAAAAUGCCAAGCGUAGUGAAGCCUCUACCGCAUGCAAUAUCCCCUAUUUACUAUUUACUGGGUGAUUUUUAUUUUAAGAACAACAAAUGGGAGCAUGCUUGCCGAUAUUAUUUACUAGAUCUAUGUCUAUGUCCAAGGGGAUUAAAUUCGUGGGCGGGUCUAGCUAUGGCGACAGGCAGUAUAAUAGAGAAUUGGUUGAACAAUUAUAGACCCAUAGGAAAAGAUAAAUUUCUCAACAAGGCAAAAAUGGCACAAUCGAGUUACCAACACGCUAUUGAGCUGGCGCCUGGCCAUUCCGUCAUUUGGACAGAGUAUGGGAAUUUCGUUUACAUAGUUCAUUCAUUUUGCUCGCGAUUGCUCAAGCAAGAGACCGACACGUUGAGCAUGGAGAGAUUCGAAAUUUUGGAAACCAGAAAGGAAGAGAUGCUGGAGAUUGCGGAUCAGUGCUUCGAAUCCGCCAAUCGAAUAUGCCAAACUAUCGAGGAACCGUCUAUACAGCACGACGAAAGAUGGCUUUAUCAAUAUAUGCUCGGUAAAGUCGCGGAAAAGAAAAAUCAAGAUCCUCCCAUAUUUUUGGAACAUUAUGCAAAGGCUAGUGAAUUAUUAUACGAAAAUAACGCUCAAUAUCCACGUAGAAUAAGUCACAAGAGUCCUCAGAAUUUAUCUAUAGAGGCGCUAGAAGUUCAUUAUCGCAUUCACGCGAGUAUAUUAAAGUAUUUGGAGCAACACGAAGGUAAACCACUGAAGAAAUCGUUGGGUCAGCUGUUUAAUUGGCACCUUAAAAAUUGUUCUGAGGGUCCCUUUAUGAAGUAUCAGUCUAAACUUAACGAGAAGAAAAGAGAGGAGAACGCCGAUGUUGAGAAAAAUAUUUUGAAGGAAGCCGAUGCUGUAAAUGAUGCGGAUAAGAACGUAAUUACAAUAUGUCGACGCUCAAAUAGUAUCGAAGAAAUAGAAAUCAUAGAUAGAUCGAACAAAAUUUCCGAAGUUAAGACAGAAAUAGGAAAGUCUGAAAGUCGCAAGAGACUUCCCGAUGAACUAUUACAUGACAAUACGAAAAAAAUUAAAUUAAGUAACGUUUCGCAUUUACAAUUGAUGCAAGACGUCGUAGCCUUAAUAGACGAUUUAAUUACUAAAGUUUGCGACAUGGUAUCGCGAAAGGAAGGAACGAGCGACGACGUGAUGAUUCUAUCUAGUGAUGAGAGUAACGAAUCGAAGUUGCAAAAGAAGAAGCUGGAGAACAAGAGUGCUGAUAAAACAAAAUCGCAGACAAAAACAGAAGAGAAUAAAAAAAUUUCAGUAAAUAUAUUAACAGUUGAUCCUGAACGAAAAACUGACAAUGUACAAGAUUUAAUGGAUGCUCUUAUGAAACAGGCAAUGGAAAUUAGUCAAGAAACCCAACAAUCUUCCGCGGAUGACGAAGACACCAGAAAAUUCGAUGGCAAAUGGUUGCAAAAUGAAGACUUGCAAUCUACUGGAAAAGAUAAAGACAAGAUGGAAGAGAAGAGAAAAGCACAAGCCAGUGCGAAUGAAGAAAUGACUUUGAGCAGAAGAGGUUCUCAAGAAAGCACCACAACUACGCAAACUACAACUACGACUACAGAGACAAAUAACUCGAGCUCCAGUAGCAGUGAAGAAUCUAGCAGUAGCGACGAUAGUUCUGAUAGCGAUAGCUCUAGCGAUAGCGACAGUGAUUCUGUCGACAGCGAUGCAGAAAAGAAGAAGAAAGAGCCUGCCAAUGUAGACAAUGAGGAACAUAUGCCGGAAGAAGAAGUAGCGACAUUAAUUGCAUAUUGUUUAGCUGGUUUAGAACAGUGUAUAUUAAGAUUCGCCGAACAUCACAAAUCCUUUUAUAGACUUGCACACUUCUUCUUUAACAAUAAAAAAGCGAAAGACACCGUGAAAUGCAAGGAUCUCUUGUUAAGGACAUACAGUUGUCAGUUUUAUGUCGGACAGACUUUUCAAGGACUUUUCGCCGAGAGAAGAAGUACCAACUUUUUUAAUGGAGUAUGGCAUAUACCGGUCAAUGAAAUUGACAGACCUGGUAGCUUUGCCUCACACAUGUCGAAAUGCGUGACAUUACUCAUGCAAGUAUUAAAGGAAAGUAACGAUAGUCGGAUGUUGAUGCAGUUAUGCAUACAACUCGGGAAGAUUCCAGAUUCAGACAAAAAAUAUUUACGUGACUCCGAGAGAGAGCAGUUGUCCCGACAAGCUCUGACCCUUUGUCAACAAUCACUUAGAAGCAGAGUUCAGGCAAUGAGUUCUGCAAGCACGAUCGACAGCGUCCACCUUAUUAGAACCGAUGCCAGAACGCAAGUACUGCUUGACGUGUAUGAAACAUAUCAACUUGUGCAAAAGCACCUUCAGGGAAAAGAGUCUACCAUACAAACAUUUGCGACAUUGUUGACGGACACUUAUAAAAUGUACAUAGGAAAUAAAAAUCUGGAAGGAAAUGUCCUGGAAAUCGCUAUCAAAUGUUGUCAACGACAGAUACAGGCAAACAAACUCGCAUCGGUUAACAACAGCAGUAGCAGUCACGUGCAACCUCAAACCACUUCUACUAUUUCGGCGCCUACGCCGCAGAUGCCAGUAAACUCAACAUCACCGCACACUUUGCAGAAUCGCAAACCGCAUAGAAAUCUGAUGUCCACCGGACGUCCGAGGGGACGUCCGCCUAACGCUAACAAAUACCUGCAGCACGCCAUGCAGCAGAGCAGCAAUGUGAUGAAUCAGUUCGGUUCCAAGAGUAACUUUACGAACUUCAUGAGCGCGUCCGGGCCAAAUCGCUCCAUGAUAAAUCCUUACUUCAUGAACCCUCUAGUCGACGCAAAUAUGCUAUCAGCCAUACUCACUAGCGGACUGAGCAGCAAUAUGAUGGAUCCCAUAUCGGCUAUGAGUUACUUGAACCAAGUAGGAAGUUAUCAGGAUAUCCUCAGGCAGUAUCAGAACAAUCUGUCGUCUUUAACCAAUCUCGCCAGCGGCUUAAGCAAUCCAGGUACUACAAUGACCACUGGCAUCAGUAGCGUCUCGACGAUGAGUACAUCUAGCAGCGUUAACACUUCGAGUAAUAUCAGUAGUUUAGGUAAUUUGAAAGGAUCUUUAGACUCUAUGACGGUGCAGCAAUUAUUAAGUUUGAGCAAUUCUACGGCGUCGACGUCGCGACCCAUGUACCAUCAAGCAGCGGCCAAAACUAGCACAACCAUGUCCAUAACAAAAGAUCGACCUAACAUAUCUAUAACGCCAGUGAAUCAGCAGCAGCAGCAACAACAACAACAACAGCAGCAGCAGCAACAGCAGCCGUCUCAUCACAAAACAAAACCUACCAGCAAGCAGCCAAGCUUACAGAAUGACCCAGCCGCGGCGUUACAUCCUGUCCACAUUCCAAAAUCGCUUCAGAUAUCACCGACAAAGCCGGUAUUACAUUCGACAAGUGUGACGACAACUACAGCAGCGCAGAUGUCCUUACUCAAGCCAUCCAUCAUUCAGCAGGUGAAGAGUAGCCCGCCUAAGCAGAUAAGCGCACCGCAGAUACGCGUUUCGAAAUCGUUGACCGAGCCGCAGCCUGCGCACAACAACUCGUCUCUGUCCCAUUCGCCUUUGAAGAACAGCAACGGCAGUGGCGUCGUGACGACGAAUCCCCAGGUCGCUCACACGUCCAUGGGUGCGCCUGUAAUUAUGAAACCACAGCAGACGCUGCCCGUGAACCUACCUAUGACCGCGUCACGAUCUGGCACGUCCCUGCAGCACAAACUAUUGUCGAAGAAGAAUUGCCAGCGACCUUACUCGAGCUUGCAAAACGUGCAUUCCAAUGUGAGGAAGACUGCGAAGACGGUGGCGGCCGCGAAGACGUCUGCGGCGAUGCCCGUGUUGAUGCCUGGUAACUUUCCAGGCAUAUUAAAUCAGGUGAUACCAUCAGGAAAUUCCACUGCGAUAUCGCAAUCGCCUUUUAUACCGCCGGAAUUGAGCGGCAUCUCGGUGAGUCCCGUGGUCACUCCUCAAGCCAGCAGUAUCAAGACUGCGAGCGUCAAGUAUCAUGGGUAUAAGAAACCAUCUGCCGGCAACAAACCGGCGAAACCGACGCCGGCGAUGGACGUGCCGUCCAGCUCGCUGUCGAGCUCGACCUCCUUUCCCCAGGGCAGCACAGUCGAGGCGCUUUCCAUGUUGUCGCAGUUACAGCAGCAUUCGCAUCUGGAGAUCAUACCACAGCAAAAACCGCCGCAGUUGAAGCCCAGCUUGGAUUACUCCAAGAGUCUCUCGUCCUUGAGUGUGGUGCCGCAAAAAGUGAUCUCCGAAACAUCGGCCAGGCCGUCGACGACCGCUGAUUGCUUGACCGUAUACGAUAUGCCGAGGGCAAAGCCUGCUAACGUUUCGAAUAAAAAGACUCAAGACAAACUUAUUAACGAAAGCGUCGAAAUUAUAACACUGGACGAUUAAGAGUGGACUCGCCGUAGACCCACUUUAUGCAAAUUGAUGUAAAUUUUUAUUUCUCAAGAAAAAUGCAAAUAUCACGAUAAUAACUGCUGAAUUGAAAUGGCAACUCCUUGCAUUGGAAUGAGACAAGUCACGUUAUUUAUGCAGCAACAAUAACAUUACAAGAGAUAAUGAUGCUUUUAUUAAAUAGGCUCUUUCGGUAUGUUAUUCUCUUGUAUGUUGUGUAUUAUGUGAGAAUGUUGAGUCAAAAUUAAAUUAUAAUAAAUCACGUAUAUAAAAUACAUUGUUGAAAAAGUUCCAACGCAAUGAGUUGAUAUACUAAUUUAUACA
Camponotus floridanus (Florida carpenter ant) is the source of this 8567-nucleotide messenger RNA. Its product is annotated as calcineurin-binding protein cabin-1. Gene Ontology annotation, cellular component: nucleus. Lineage: Eukaryota; Metazoa; Arthropoda; Insecta; Hymenoptera; Formicidae. The record is from RefSeq and is a predicted model, not a curated record. Bases 315 to 8240 code for a protein of 2641 amino acids. Gene Ontology annotation, biological process: chromatin organization. Gene Ontology annotation, molecular function: protein binding; nucleosome binding. The transcript is spliced from 19 exons.